AUGGCUCCUGUGACAUCGGGCGGCGAGGUCGCCUUUGUAUAUGACAAAAAGGCUAAAGAGAAGGUCCGAAAAUGUGGAGGAAGCGCGAAACGCAAAGCCGUGCAGCUGGGCAAGGGUGCCCGAGUAUUUUCGGCCGUUAUCCAUUUCAAUCCGACCUAUGGAAAACUAGACGGGGCUGUGUACGUCCCCCAAGGCCAAAGUAUUCCCGACGUAAACCAGUUUCUUGCGGAACUCGCCAACGGCAUGCCUAGGAUCGGCGGCCAACGCAGGGCCACGCGCCGGGCCACACGCCGUCGACGGGGGGAAACUAUGACCCCUGAGUCCACUCACGCUACAUUGGAGACGAGCGAUAACAAAUUCGGGGAGCUCGCAGACAGUGUGACGGGGGAGGACGAUGCCAGCGCAGCUGAAGCCGCGAAUGCGAAUGACGAUGUCAAGGAAAUUGCGCACGAGGAGCCAGAUGCCCCCCACGACGUCGAAGCUAUCGACAGUUAUGUUGCCGAUUUCGGCGGCCUCGCGUUGGACGCCCAAAAAGACGACGCUGGUUUGGAUGAAGAUCCCAUGAACCCAGCACAACAUGAGUUGUCUACAGAAACGUGCCUGUUUAGUCAAAAUCUCAACGAAAUGACAGCGGAAUUCACCAUUAGUGACGCUAAUGUCGCGGGUGAGACCAACGCGGCCGAGGAGAUCUCUUUUAUGAGGUUGCUUGAGGUUGGCAUGCACGACAUGUUUGAUAUGGAUGCCGACAUAUCAACUUGCGAUAAUCUCACCAAUAAUAUUUGCCUGCCGACUUCUGGACCAGUUGACAACAGCGGGCAGGGAGAGUGCUCAAAAGAGUGCUCAAACGAUAACAUGACAGAUUGGGAAAUGGUGGAGAUGCAGACGACACUAGGCGCUACGAAGAUUGAAGAAACAGCAGACACCCACAUGGAAGCCCCUGGCCACGACACGAAAUCCCAGAAGUCGCUAACUGCUGCUGCUGCUGCGCGCGUCUGCCGACCCGCAAGGAAUACAAAAAAGAUUCACCGGUUCUUUUGGCAAGUGUCCCAGCAGAUUCGACAUGCGAGACGGCAGAGAGACCCUGAGAUGGGACAUAUCAGCCAGACCCGACUGGGUGUCAAAGCCGUCAGGGAAGUUCGAGCAACAGUUCAGAGCCGAGGGAAUCAGAGCAAAAGAUCGACUUGUAAUGCAGGAAUGCCACUACUAUUUUAA
This is a messenger RNA of Colletotrichum truncatum, 1212 nucleotides long. RefSeq lists its product as uncharacterized. Lineage: Eukaryota; Fungi; Ascomycota; Sordariomycetes; Glomerellales; Glomerellaceae. The record is from RefSeq and is a predicted model, not a curated record.